This is a messenger RNA of Ectocarpus siliculosus, 952 nucleotides long. Lineage: Eukaryota; Phaeophyceae; Ectocarpales; Ectocarpaceae. The record is from the annotation of a GenBank genome assembly.
CUGGCACAGCCAGCAUUCACACUGCUGAGCCAGGUACAAGGCUAAACUACCUGUCGAAUCAUCUCGUUGCAUCAUGAAGCUUACUAUGGUGUUGACGCUGUUGGCGUUCGGGAACACGCGGGCAUUUCUCGUGAGUGCACCGUUGAGCGGGAGGACCGCUGCUGCGGCGGCGAUGGGCACGUCGAGCGUGUGCCGAGCUGAAGAUUGGGCUGGGUUCGCACGGCGACGCUCCGCUGGCUUGUGUAUGGCCACGAAUUCGGAGCUGGACCAGAGCGCAGAGUACGUGAAGGCGGAGCUAGCCAGGGUCCAAGAGGAGUACGAGGCCAACCGAAAAGCUAAGAUAAAGGAGCAGACGCGACAGGCGGCGGCGAGAGGGGAUGCCGCCGUGACCCCCCUGGCUGACCUGGAGUUCCAUUCCUUCCUGGACAAGGACGGGAAGGUGGCCUCGAUAGACACGAAGGGCGUCAAGGCUAGCGUCUACGCAGUCUACGACGAGUCCAAGACACUGCGGUACAUCGGAGUGUCGCGCGGGAUUCAGCAGAGCCUCCGCUUGAGUCUGGCCCGCCGUCCAAAGGACACGUACUACUUCAAGGUGCAAAACAUCACGCGACCCAGCCGAUCUCUGCUGGAAAUCAUCAAAGAGUCUUGGAUAGAGGAGAACGGUUCUACGCCUGACGGCAACGCUGACGAAGCCAGUCAGGCGGUGUGGGAACACGCCAUCAACGUGGUCCCGUUGUUCACCGAGGAGGACCUGGCCGUCGUAGCAGAGUGGAAGGAAAAGGGGAAGGAAGACCGGGGGCUCAAGAAAAUCGCGGGCCGGUUCGAGAACGAAAUUCUGGAGAUCUUGGAGGAGCGGGGGGUGAAGGAGAGCAUCCGGUUCGACCCCAAGCUCAAGGGAAGGGGGCUGCUGGAUGUCAAGAUGCCCAAGCCGGACAGCAGUGUGCCCAAGUAA